CUCUGCAGCGGAUGCGUGAGUAAGUGUGCGAGUGCCUGGCAGGUGCCUAGCGUCACUUGCGCUCACAUGCCUGCCCGUCUAGUGCCAGCCUGCCAACGGCUGUGCAUGGAGGUCUCCCAGCAGUUCCUUUGAGGUGGGGAGGCCGGAUUCCACGGCAUCAAAGAAGCGCGGCAGGAGUUUGCAGGGCCGGGUGCUUGUUUUGGCCCAGCUGCUUGGGCGAGGUGGCGUGAAGGAGUUCCCGGCUGCCGAAAGAGCUGACGGGGCAGGGCCGCUCUGUGGGUGGUGGCAGCGGUUGCGUCUCCUCCCCCCACCCCGCGCUUGGGUGCCUGACGGAGCCCACAAAGUUGCCACCGGGGAGAUUUCUAGGGCCCCCUCCGGAGGAAAGAUGGUGAAGGAAACGGGAUACUACGACCUGCUGGGCGUCAAGCCCUGUGCCACGAUGGACGAGAUCAAGCGGGCGUACCGGCGCCUGGCGCUCAGAUACCAUCCGGACAAGAACCCCAGCGAGGGGGAGCGGUUCAAACAGAUCUCGCAGGCCUAUGAGGUCCUCUCGGAUCCCAGCAAGAGGUCCGUCUACGACCGAGGCGGGGAACGGGCCAUGAAAGAGGGCGGCGCAGCCGGGCGGGGCGGCUUUGGGCCCCCAAUGGACAUCUUUGACUUGUUCUUUGGAGGAGGGGGCCGCACGCAGGGCCCCCGGGUGGAGAGGAGAGGUAAAACGGCUGUCCACCUGCUGACCGUCACCCUGGAGGACCUGUACAACGGGGCCACCCGGAAGCUUUCCCUGCAGAAGAACGUCAUCUGCAGGAGCUGUGGGGGCCGUGGUGGCAGGGAGGGCCUUGACGUCCGAUGUCCCAAGUGUCAUGGGACUGGCAUGGAGGUCAUUGUCCACCAGCUGGGGCCCAACAUGGUGCACCACAUCCAGGCCAUGUGCUCGCAGUGCCAGGGCCAAGGGGAAUGGGUGCGGCCCCUCGACCGAUGCCUCGCCUGCAACGGCCGGAAGGUCAUCCGGGAGAAGAAGAUUCUCAAUGUCCACCUGGACAAAGGCAUGGCUGACCGGCAGAAGAUCACCUUCCACCAGGAGGGGGACCAGGCCCCCGGAUUUGAGCCCGGAGACAUCGUGAUCGUUCUGGACCAGAAGCCACACCCGGUCUUCCAGCGCAGCGGCAGUGACCUCAUUGUCCGGCGGGAGGUGCCGCUGGUGGACGCCUUGUGUGGCUGCAAGCAGGUCAUCCGGACCCUGGACAACCGGAGGCUCCUGGUCUCUUCGCGGCCCGGCUGCGUGAUCAAGCCGGGGGACAUCCGGUGCAUCCCAAACGAGGGGAUGCCUGUCUACCGCAGCCCCGGCCAGAAGGGGAGGCUGGUCAUCCACUUCGAGGUGAAAUUCCCGGAGCCCGGCUGGCUGCCCCCCCACCAGCUGCGCCAGUUCCAGACCUUCUUCCCCCGACACGAAGAGGUGAUGGCCACCGAGGACAUGGAGGAGGUGGAGCUGCGGGAGUAUUUCCCCCAGCCGGACUUCUCCAGCCGUCGCUUCCAGAGUGACAUCUACCACGAAGGCGACUUUGAAGACCCUCUGCGCCACAACGUCCAGUGCCAGACCUCGUAGCCCCCCCCCGUGUGGCCUCACAGGGGGUGGGGGAAAGCCCAGGAUGCCUUAAGAAGCACAACUGCCGGUGGAUGUCCAGUCAGAGCAGUCAAGGGUGCAGACAGUCCCUCCUUUGGCCAAAGGUCCCCAACCCUCUGCAGGCUGGCUGCCUCUGAAAAUCCCCGUUUAGCUUAGGGAGUCUUAGCUCCCCCGAGGAUCCCGGCCUAGAAAUCAACUUUAGAGCCUCAGCCGGACGUUUCCCCUUUGUGCCCAACUGCUCUGAGCCUGCCCUCAUUUGCCAGCUUUGGACGAUAAUGCUGGUUUCUCUCUAGGAGACCCCGACUCCAAAGGGAAACAAAACACUCAGGCCCCCCGUCUGCUGCAAGGCAGCAUCCAGGAUUAGUCCUGACCUUGGCUUGUCCGUCUUCUAUGGGCAAGGGGCCCCAGGGGCCGUGGGAACGCGUCCAUCUCCCAGCUGAUUCCUAGGCCUUUUCAAAAUCUAGCCAGGAUGGGGGUCUUGCAGACAAACCAAGUGGCAGCUGACAGGCGGGGAGCUGGACCUCGGCACGUCCUGGGAGCCCCAGCAAGGGAAGCCCCUCUGUUGACACCAGUGGGGGAUCCCUUCAUCUGCCGGUCUGCUGGUGGGUCGGUGGGCUCCCCUUUGCUUUUAAGUGCCUUCCCAGUUGUGCCAUUCAUCCUGGGUGCUGCCCCAUCCUCUUUCCACCAUUGCAUUCGGAAUAAUAGCCGGCCUUUUUCAGGUAGCAUAGUCAGUGUUAGGUGUUAGCAGCCGGGUGGGGGGGGGCUCUCUUGCCCUGAGCCCCCGUCUGGCAUGUGGGGCCAGGCGAGACGAGAGCCGACCCUCCUUGGUUUCCAAACCCAGCAAAGCUUGGUGUCUGCUGAGGAACCUUCGAAAUUCGUUCCCCACUUUUUGCUUUUCCUCUUUUUAUUUUUUUCGCUUCUGCUCUUCUCUGCCUCCUGUCUGCAAAUUGACUGGAAGAAACGUAAAGACGUUUUGAGCGUCUGUGGGAGUCGGACGAGGCCCCGGGUGGCUCUCCGGGCUCUGCAGAACUUAACUUGAAUUUUGCUUCAAGGGAAACAAGGAGAUUCUCUA
Messenger RNA from Pantherophis guttatus, 2693 nucleotides. Its product is annotated as dnaJ homolog subfamily A member 1-like. The record is from RefSeq and is a predicted model, not a curated record. Gene Ontology annotation, molecular function: ATP binding; Hsp70 protein binding. Gene Ontology annotation, biological process: protein folding; response to heat. NCBI's taxonomy places the organism in Eukaryota, Metazoa, Chordata, Lepidosauria, Squamata, Colubridae.